AUGUAUACCUCCCUCCUCACCGUUCUACUCUUGAGUUCCACCGGCAAUGCAGCCGCCGUGGCCACAUCGGACAGUCAGCAUGAUACGAAACUCAAGAAGGGACUCGUCGAGGCGCUGAUAGCUGCUGCCGCUACUGAGAAAGUUUCUGGGGCUAGAGAAGUCAUUGGUGCGAAGGGCGGUGGGUGUACUGGGUGCCCAUUCACGCCCACGAAGAGCACUUUCUACAACAUGCCUGCUUUUAUCCGUAUUUCACAUAAGGUCGACUGGAGUGCAGAUGAUGCCCCCGACGCCAUUGCACUCACUGUCGCAAACCCCGGUGAUGAUGGCGGUAAGGGCCUCUGCAAGGUUGCGAUAGGCAUUGGAGCUGCUAUGGCUGGGGUUGUCAAUGGAGCUGCUGGCGGGGCUUUCAAGCUGGGUAGACUGGCUUGCAGCCUCAUCUGA
Macroventuria anomochaeta is the source of this 441-nucleotide messenger RNA. RefSeq lists its product as uncharacterized. The record is from RefSeq and is a predicted model, not a curated record. Bases 1 to 441 code for a protein of 146 amino acids. NCBI's taxonomy places the organism in Eukaryota, Fungi, Ascomycota, Dothideomycetes, Pleosporales, Didymellaceae. The transcript has 2 exons.